CUCCCUCCAGUUCGCCAUUUUCCAGCUCUCCACCGGGUCUGUGUGAUUCGUGACUGACUCUCGCACUCAGAAGCUGGACUUCUUCUAACGACAGCGUUCCUGUGGAAGAGUUGUCGACUAACGACCCCAGAUACACUAAAACGGAGGACAUUUCAGCCCUUCGCCUCCCUCUCUGUCGUUAGUUUGUACGGUGUCCUGAACGAGCCAGGAGAAUGUCCUCCGAAAGCCCCGAGUACUCCCCCUUCUUCGCGGUGAUGGGCGCCUCGGCAGCGAUGGUCUUCAGCGCACUGGGCGCUGCCUAUGGCACAGCUAAGAGUGGCACAGGCAUUGCUGCCAUGUCAGUGAUGAGGCCAGAGCUCAUCAUGAAGUCCAUCAUUCCUGUGGUCAUGGCGGGUAUCAUCGCCAUCUAUGGCUUGGUGGUGGCUGUUCUCAUCGCUAACAACAUUUCACAAAAUGUCACACUCUACAAGAGCUUUCUUCACCUGGGUGCUGGGCUGAGUGUGGGCCUGAGCGGCCUUGCUGCUGGCUUUGCCAUCGGUAUUGUGGGAGAUGCAGGAGUCAGGGGCACAGCCCAGCAGCCUCGCCUGUUUGUGGGCAUGAUCCUCAUUUUGAUCUUUGCUGAAGUGCUGGGGCUGUAUGGGCUUAUUGUUGCCCUUAUCCUCUCCACCAAGUAAACUACAUAAAUAAUAAUUAUUACUAUUAUAAUUAUAAUACAACCACCCACUACAAACACACACAAACACCAACUCAGACAUCCACCUAAUGAAACACAUUGAGUAACUACAACACAAGAACCGAAGAGAGGGGAGUGUGUAUGUAUGUUUGUGAGUGUGUGCGUGUGUGGUGGGAAAGUAAAUGUAUGUGAGAGCUCUCCUCUCUGUGUGUAUAAUAAUAGCCUGAUGUGCGUCCCCUUGUAAAUGCGCUGUGUAGCCUGUGCUCUCGUCUUGUUGGUGUUUAGGUAGAUUCCCUGACCCCAUACCGCUACACUUGUUUGUUUUGCGUUUUUAUUUUGUCAUGUUUUCCUCUUGUUUGAAGAAAAAAUCAUCCUUUUUUUUCCCCCUUCAAUUUUGGGACCAUUUCUAUUUCUGACACUGAUGAGUUGAGGACGUAACUGAGGAAAAAAAAAAAAUUGUUUUCAUCAAUUAUUUAUGAAAUUUUUUGAAAUGUUCAUGAAACUGUUUAAAUCGAUCAAAGUCUUUAUUGAAAUCCCGAUGGUCUAUAUAUAUAUAAAUACAUGUAUCAGAAAUAUAUAUCUGUAUAGGUAGGUGAAUUGCACUGUGGGUAAUUUGUGCUUGGAGUUCCUCUGGAUGUAUUCAUUGGUUACCAUGGAGAUCUGUUAGUCUGUUUAAAGAUAUUGGUGUGGAAGUUUACAGAGCGUGCGAUUGUGAGUGUAUGCACGCGUAUGUUUGUGAGUGUGAAUGUGUAUGUUUUAAUUCUAAGGUGACAUUCUUUGAACAUGUGUAGCGUUAUACCUGUAGUUACUACUGUUUCUGGUUGCAUUGAUGGGCAGACACCAGCCCAGCCCGUCCUGUUUCCGAAUAAAAUUUCCUCAACUUCC
Messenger RNA from Pygocentrus nattereri (red-bellied piranha), 1558 nucleotides. It is a transcript of the gene atp6v0ca, whose product is annotated as ATPase H+ transporting V0 subunit ca. The transcript is spliced from 3 exons. Gene Ontology annotation, biological process: proton transmembrane transport. The coding region runs from base 213 to 674 and encodes 153 amino acids. Gene Ontology annotation, molecular function: proton-transporting ATPase activity, rotational mechanism. The record is from RefSeq and is a predicted model, not a curated record. Gene Ontology annotation, cellular component: proton-transporting V-type ATPase, V0 domain. Lineage: Eukaryota; Metazoa; Chordata; Actinopteri; Characiformes; Serrasalmidae.